Messenger RNA from Coprinopsis cinerea okayama7#130, 2335 nucleotides. Its product is annotated as 1,4-alpha-glucan branching enzyme. The record is from RefSeq and is a predicted model, not a curated record. NCBI's taxonomy places the organism in Eukaryota, Fungi, Basidiomycota, Agaricomycetes, Agaricales, Psathyrellaceae. The coding region runs from base 78 to 2126 and encodes 682 amino acids. Gene Ontology annotation, biological process: glycogen biosynthetic process. The transcript has 10 exons. Gene Ontology annotation, molecular function: cation binding; 1,4-alpha-glucan branching enzyme activity; hydrolase activity, hydrolyzing O-glycosyl compounds. Gene Ontology annotation, cellular component: cytoplasm.
CAAGAAUCCCCGUUCAAUGGGGCUCUGAUUCUUCCCCAACUUUCUUCCUUCUGAACCUCAACCAUCACUAUCGCGCAAUGCCUACACCACCCCUCGAUCCCAACGUCGUUCUCGCUAUCGACGGUUAUCUCAAACCGCACAUCCCAGCUAUCAUCCAGCGAUACAACUCGUACCGACGAUGGAAGGACACCAUUGACCAGCAUGAAGGCGGAUACGAAAAGUUCACCAGGGGAUACGAGCGAUACGGCUUCAACGUCGGUCCAAACAGCGAGGUUGUUUAUCGAGAAUGGGCCCCUAACGCGACAGAGGCUUACUUGAUUGGAGACUUCAAUGAAUGGAAUCGGCAAUCCCACCCGAUGACCAAGAACGAGUUUGGCGUCUGGGAGAUAACGGUCCCGCCGCUGCCAGGCGGGAGAUGCGCCAUCCCUCAUGACACCAAAGUCAAGAUUUCUAUGAUCCUUCCAUCGGGCGAACGGAUUGAGAGAUUACCUGCUUGGAUUAAGCGCGUCACGCAGGACCUGUCUGUGUCCCCUGUGUACGACGCACGUUUCUGGAACCCUCCGGCUUCAGAGAGGUACCAGUUCAAAAACCCACGACCUCCCAAGGUGGACAACAUUAGAAUCUAUGAGGCCCAUGUUGGUAUCUCCACCCCGGAGCCUAGGGUCGGUCAGUACAAGGAAUUCACCCAGAAUGUCCUUCCAAGGAUCAAGGACCUCGGUUACAACGCGAUUCAACUCAUGGCUAUCAUGGAGCAUGCGUAUUACGCUUCAUUUGGGUACCAGAUCACCAGCUUCUUUGCUGCGAGUUCGCGUUAUGGUUCCCCCGAAGACCUGAAGGAACUCAUCGAUGUCGCUCACGGCAUGGGUAUCACUGUUCUUCUCGAUAUCGUCCACUCGCACGCUUGCAAGAACGUCUUGGAUGGCCUUAAUGAAUUUGACGGAACUGACCACCUCUACUUCCACGAGGGCGGUAAAGGCCGUCACGACCUCUGGGAUAGCCGUCUCUUCAAUUACGGCAACCAUGAAGUUCUCCGCUUCCUGCUGAGCAAUCUUCGCUAUUGGAUGGAAGAAUUCCGCUUCGAUGGAUUCAGGUUUGACGGUGUGACCAGCAUGAUGUACAAGCACCAUGGUAUCGGGACUGGCUUUUCGGGAGGGUAUCACGAGUACUUCGGAGACGGGGUGGACGAGGAAGGCGUCGUUUACCUCAUGCUUGCAAACGACGCGAUUCACACCAUGUAUCCCGACUCUAUCACCAUCGCAGAGGACGUCUCUGGAAUGCCUCUGCUUGGGCUCCCGGUCCAGAAGGGCGGUGUCGGUUUCGACUACCGCUUGUCCAUGGCCAUUCCGGACAUGUGGAUCAAGUUGCUAAAGCACAAGCAGGACGAUGAAUGGGAUAUUGGGAACAUCGUUUUCACUCUCACGAACAGGCGCCACGGUGAGAAGAGCAUUGCCUAUGCCGAGAGUCACGAUCAGGCUCUCGUCGGGGACAAGACUCUUGCCUUCUGGCUCAUGGAUAAGGAGAUGUACACCAACAUGUCCGAUCUAACACCUCUUACACCCAUCAUUUCUCGCGGUAUCGCCCUUCAUAAGCUCAUUCGACUUGUCACGCAUUCCCUUGGCGGAGAAGGAUACCUCAACUUUGAAGGCAACGAAUUUGGUCACCCGGAGUGGUUGGACUUCCCUCGAGAAGGAAAUGGCAAUUCCUUCCAGUACGCCCGUCGACAAUGGAAUGUCCUGGACGAUCACCUUCUGCGCUACAAGUAUCUCAACAACUUCGACCGCGAAAUGAACACUUUGGCCGGGAAGUAUAAAUGGCUAGACUCUCCCCAGGCAUACGUUUCUCUCAAGAAUGAAGUCGACAAAGUUCUCGUUUAUGAGCGCGCGGGGUUGUUAUUCGUCUUCAACUUCCACCCCACGAAGAGCUUCACCGACUAUAGGGUUGGAAUCGAAGUCGCCGGAGAGUAUAGAAUCGUUUUAAGCAGUGAUGAGAAGCGGUUUGGAGGCUUCGAUAACAUCGAUUUGAAGAGCCAGUUCUUUACGACACAUUUGGAGUGGAAUGGUCGCAAGAACUUCUUGCAGGUCUACAUACCCACUCGAACUGCCAUCGUCUUGGCCAAGGUCAAUUAAUGGACUGGAAGGCGUUUUCCAGAAUCUUGGGCUUCCUAGUAUAGACUUACAGACUUUUCUUGCUUUGGAUUUUCGGACAUUUCUCUCCCUGUGCAAAUUUAUAUACAUACUGAGUGUAAAAUCCAGAGUUAGAUCCAGCAAUAGCAUUACUUGUUCGAUACUUUUACAUGCUGUUGUUCCCUUAUUCUAUUCUAAAUGUUCCCUCUUUC